Molecule: messenger RNA, 1515 nt
Organism: Staurois parvus
Lineage: Eukaryota; Metazoa; Chordata; Amphibia; Anura; Ranidae
Source: the annotation of a GenBank genome assembly
AUGCUCCUGCUGGCCGUGUUUGUUACUCCGCUCAAUGAUCUUACUAGUGACUUCUCCAAAUUUCAGGAAAUGAUUGAAACCACUAUGGACAUGGAUCAGGUGGAAAACCAUGAAUUUUUGGUAAAGCCGUCCUUUGAUCCCAACUUGACAGAACUGAGAGAGAAGAUGGAUGGACUGGAGAAGAACAUGCAGGGAUCUCUUAAUAGUGCGGCCAAGGAGUUGGGAUUGGAUGCUGGAAAAAGUAUUAAACUUGAAUCCAAUGCGCAGCUUGGUCACUAUUUUCGUGUGACCUGCAAGGAAGAAAAGGCUCUGAGAAACAAUAAGAAGUUCUCCACCAUUGACAUUCAGAAGAACGGAGUGAGAUUCACCAACAGUAAGUUGAGUUCAUAUAACGAGGAAUACAUGAGGUACAGAGAGGAGUAUGAAGAGGCUCAGAACGCCAUUGUGAAAGAAAUCAUCAACAUCUCUGCUGGUUACGUGGAUCCAAUUCAGACACUGAACGAUGUAAUAGCUCAGCUAGAUGCCAUUGUCAGCUUUGCCUUUGUUUCUAAUGGAGCGCCAGUACCAUAUGUUCGUCCUAUCAUCCUGGAAAAGGGACAGGGACGUAUAGUGCUGAAAUCUGCCAGACACCCAUGUAUUGAAGUGCAGGAUGAUGUGGCGUUCAUUCCCAAUGACAUAACAUUCGAGAAGGAGAAACAGAUGUUCCAUAUUAUCACUGGUCCUAAUAUGGGUGGAAAGUCCACUUAUAUCCGCCAAACUGGAGUAAUAGUCCUCAUGGCCCAGAUUGGAUGCUUUGUACCAUGUGACUUUGCGGAGGUGAGCAUUGUGGAUUGCAUUCUUGCUCGAGUUGGAGCUGGGGACAGUCAGCUCAAGGGAGUGUCAACCUUCAUGGCUGAGAUGUUGGAGACGGCUUCGAUCCUCAGAUCAGCAACCGAGAACUCUCUGAUCAUCAUUGACGAGCUGGGCAGAGGCACCUCCACCUAUGACGGUUUUGGCUUGGCCUGGGCAAUCUCUGAGUACAUCUCUACUAAAAUCCAGGCGUUUUGUUUGUUUGCCACUCACUUCCAUGAACUAACCGCUCUGGCUGAUCAGGUGCCAACUGUGAACAAUUUACAUGUCACGGCACUUACAACAGAUGACACCCUGACCAUGCUCUACAGAGUCAAGAAAGGUGUCUGCGAUCAGAGCUUUGGAAUACAUGUAGCAGAGCUGGCUAACUUUCCGAAGCAUGUAAUCGAAAAUGCCAAAGCAAAAGCAUUAGAGUUGGAGGAAUUCCAGUUCGUUGGGGCUUCAGCAGACUCUGAGGAUGAACCAGCCUGCAAGAGACGCUACAAAGAAAAAGAGGAAGGGGAGAAGAUAAUUCAAGAUUUUCUCACCAAAGUGAAAGCUCUUCCACUUACUGAAAUAUCUGAGCAGGAAAUAAAAAACAGACUGAAUCAGCUGAAGGCUGAUGUUCUAGCCAGGAAUAAUGGUUUCGUCAAUGAAGUUAUCUGCCGCACAAAAGCUGCAUGCUAA